GCGUCCGGGAUGUUGCUCAUGGAACUAAGAUGGCAUCCGAGGACGGUGCGGGUAUCGUGUCAAACGUAAGAUGCAAUGUAAAUAAUACGAUUGAGCGAGCGGCCGAGUCAGCUGGCGAAGGAGCAACGGGCGCGACGUCGUCCGAAACGACGCGGCACACCGUUGCCGAGGGAACGGCCGACCGCGUGAACGAUCCCGCGCGUAAUUCGCCCAGGACGCCCACAGGUAUCCCUGCAGCGUCACCGUUUCACGCGAACACGGAAGGGCACUCGUUACCGAGGAACUCGAGCCUCGUGUGCUCGUCCGGUGAUGUGGAGGAACGGGUCACAGGUGAGCCCGACAACGACACGCAGCAGCAGCCGUCUCUUCAGCGGCGCAUCAUGUCUCACCAGAGGACUGACCUGGACAGCACUGCUUGUCUUCCAGCAGAACCAGACGGGAGCCCAGAUCACUGCAAUAAUGAUGUAGUGAAAGCUGCUACAGAACCAAUUCAUCACAUUAUACAUCCCGACAUCACAUAUAAUAAGGACGCAAUGUUAUCCGGAGGCACACACACAUUGUCUGCAAAAACAAAAUUAGAGAGAUGCGUGAAUUUCUCCAACAACACACCGCAGCUGGGGGAGAGCCCACAAAGUAGUGGUGAGGUCAUUAGCAGUCCAAGGAGCCCCGACUAUCCUCCAAAAGUUUCCGUCAGUCCUCAUCCUCACAGUCCGGAUACUACGUUUCCCAACAACAUGAUGUCAGUGAAUUCUACAGUCAUUAUGGAUACGGCAAAAUAUAACGAGGAGAGCACCGAAAAUGUUCCUAAACACGUGGAUAAAGUCACCGAGUAUCCAUUGUGUUUACCGCCGGAGAAAGUCGACGAUUCGACGCAAGUGAGUGUCACGAAAAGAGAAUCGAGCGAGCAGCAAGAUGCUGCUGCAGAGAAAGAUAUCACGGGCAAAGAAUUGAAAGUAGAAUCUGAAGUCAAAAAGGAGCCCGUAGACUUGCAGGAGGAACAGCAAAUAAUAAAAUCAGAAGACGCGGAAGAUGGGUUUUCAACGGUCGCAGCAUCAGGCAUCGACGCCACUACGUCUCAAGAGAAAUCCGCGAGUUGCACCAACUCGUCUAAUCCAUCCUCUAGUUCGCACUCGAAAACCUAUUCGUCUUCAAGAGAGAAGCGCUCGAAGGACGACAGACGACAUUGCUCGCAAUGUUACAGACGUAAAAAGAUUAAGAGAGCAAGUGUCGGUAUACAGUGCAAACGUGACCGUCACGUGUUGUCCUCGCUGAGCAGCAAGCUCCUACCUUUCUCCAAGUCGACCAAUGACAAUUUGAGAUUGAAUCUGCAAACGAAAAAUUAUAAGAUGCUUAACAAUCCAGUGACGAAGAGUGAAUUGCUGGACGGCCUAAAGUACAAGAAAUUCAUUCACAUAGAAACGUAUCCCAAUGGUGGUGCGACAGUGGUCCACAUGUAUCAAGACGAGAUUGACAGCUUGUCGCGAGAACAAAUGGAAGAAUUGACGCAGGAAUAUUUCAAGGUGGUUUUUGGCGAGGACGAGAACGGUAAUGCUCAUCAUGUGAUGGGCAUAGUGCACAAUGCAGCUGCAUAUCUACCCGAUCUGUUAGAUCACAUGGCGAAUAACUACCCCACACUGACCGUGAAAAACGGAGUGUUGGGUAGAAGUAGUGAUAUCGAAACGACCACGAUAGUUCAAUACAAAGACCAAGUUUGUAAAGCUUACAGCAACGGCACCGUUAGAUACGGACCGUUGCAUCAGAUAAGUCUCGUAGGUACUGUUCAUGAAGAAGUUGGCGGAUAUUUUCCGGAUCUGCUGCAAAAAUUAGAAGAGAAUCCAUUCUUAAAAAUGACGAUGCCUUGGGGUCCGCUGUCCGUCGUGAAGAUGGAAACGCCGCAAGAAUCGAACGACGGCCCCAUCCUGUGGAUCAGACCGGGUGAACAGCUGGUACCAACGGCGGACAUAAACAAGAGUCCGUAUAAACGACGCAGGACGGGCAUUAACGAGUUACGAAAUCUACAAUACCUGCCACGACUCAGUGAAGCUCGGGAGUACAUGUUCGAGGAUCGUACGAAGGCGCACGCUGACCACGUUGGCCACGGGCUAGACAGGAUGACCACGGCGGCGGUGGGCGUGUUGAAGGCCGUUCACGGCGGUCAGGCAUCCGAGUAUAACAGGAUCACGAAGGACGUCGUGGCCUUUUACGCAGGCGACUUCACCGAACUCGUCGAGAAGCUGCAGCUGGACUUGCACGAGCCACCGAUAUCGCAGUGCGUACAAUGGGUGGAGGACGCUAAGCUGAAUCAAUUGCGCAGGCAGGGCGUCCGUUACGCCAAGAUCAAUCUCUAUGACAAUGACAUAUAUUUUCUACCGCGCAACAUUAUCCAUCAGUUCAGAACGGUCUCCGCUGUUUCGAGCAUCGCUUGGCACAUCAGACUGAAGCAGUAUUAUCCGGAGUCGCAGCACAACUCGAGUAUCAAGCACAGCCGCGUAGUGAACGAAUCUGCUCACCGCAUUAAAGAGAAAAAGUCGCUGGAGACUGUUAUUAUAGGCGACGAGCAGAAGGAGAACACGAACCGGCAGCGCCUGGAGCAAAAAUUGUCGAUCGAUCCCCUGGAGAAGGCGAAGGAGAGAGCGGCCGAGUAUCAGGGCAACUUGAAGAAAUCCGAUCAGCACGGGAAGCAUCGCAAGAGCCGACAUCACUCUAGAUCACACACGUCACUCAAGCGGAAGGACAAGGAAGAGAACAACGACAAUCCAUCGUCGGAUCCGUUCAGCAACGCUAAGUCGUCCAAGAGCGAGAGCAGCGAACAGAAACAGAGUACCGAGAAGAAGGACGAGAAAAGAUCGGAGAAGAAGCAUAAGUAUCAUCGUCGUAGCGGCGAUAAAUCGAGUAGUCAUCACACGCAUAGCUACAGUUCCGACAAUAGUCACUCCUAUAAGAAGAAGAAAUACGACAGCGGUCACAGGUCAUCGUUGGAUCACCGUAGCCACCACGAUAAAUCCAGCAGUAAAAGCAUAUCGAGUAAAGAGAACGUUUCCAGCGCGGUGGAAGCUAGAGUAGCUCCCAUGUUCGAUAGCUCGUCUUCCCUGAAGGAUGCUAAGAGACACCUGAGCGGCACAGGCUUGUCCCCGUCGAGGGACGCAUCAGCAACCGGAGAUUCACCUUUGGUGGUUCUUGAGGAGGAGGUGUUGACGCAGCGGCAGAUCAUUGCCAAGACAUACGCCACCGAAGUGGUGGACAAAGCGCUGGAAAUAGCCAUUUAUAAAUCGAAGACCGACGUCGAAGAGGUUUGCCAGUCACUGCGCGACGGAGUCUCGGAGGCGUCGAAGGAAGUGCUGGAGAAGAUUCACAAGGAGAGCUUCGAGCUCGCUGAACAAAAGUUCAAAGACGACGCUGCAAAACUUGAGCGAUACUGUCACUUGUUGGAGAUGGAGACGGUGCUGGCGUUCACAUCGAAGAUGGAGUGUGCGACGGAGAAUGCCGUUAAGGCGUUGAUCGAGAUGGCGGAGGACGAGGCAAAGGAGAGCUCGAAGAAUGAAAAGACCACGGACUUCGUGAUCGAUACUGGCAGCAAUCUCGGUGAAAACGCGACAACGGCAAAAAUCAGUGCUCCCUCGUACUCCUCGUCAUCGCUGGUGUCAUCUCUGUCUUCAUCCACUGAAAACGAGAGACACAGUAACAGCAGAAACGGCAGCAGUGACGAACACUCGCCGAAGUCAUUUGAGUCUCAUGCCGCGACGCAUUCGAAGUCAAAGUGCAGGAACGAUAAGGAGUGCGACAGAGAACGACACAAGAAGAGAAGAGACCGCGAGAGGCGGGAGCGGAAACACAGUCGACACCGACACCGAAGUCCCCAGCUGACAACCGACUAUAGUAAAGUAUCCGACGACGCUCUGAACAUUCCCGGGCUGUCGCACAAUUACACCCUUACCGCAGAGAAAUCCGAGCGAGCGAAGAACAUCGAAAAGAAAUCCGAGAAGAGAAGGAAGUGCCACUGUGAUCAUCACUGCAGUCACAGGCACGAGGAGAAAAGGUCGUCCGGUAACAGUGGUACCAGCAAGGACGGCCAUUCAACGUCGAGUCAUUCCCACUCGUCGAGCUCGAAGCACAAGAGGAAGUCCAGCUCGUCCGACGAGCACAAGAUAGUGAAGAGACUGUACGUGGAGAAGGACUCGAGUACGCGAACCUCGGAGUCAAGCGCGCAGCUGAGCAACGCGGUAACCACGACGAUGACGACGACAACGGUAACAACGACGACGACAGCAGAAGCGACGACGGCAGUAACGUUCUCGUCGCCGUCGACGGACACUGUUGCGUCGACCACGUGAAAAGGUGACGAUCGUUUUCGGCAAUUAGUACAAUCCGCUCGGUAAGGGUGCGCGGACCUGUGCGCACCGGCAAGCGGGAGAACAACUCGGUGUUACGACUCGAGCAACAGCGCGAAUUCUAACUGAAUUUUCUUUAGUGUGGUCAAACGCGAUCGGAGCGGAAUUGAAGCGAGAGAGAGAGAGAGAGAAACAAAGGUUGAACAACGCGAAACCAUGCACCCAAGUACCGCAGGAAACGUUGUACUUUUACCAAAGUCGAGAUCGCCGUGUUUCAAUCCAAAGACGAGACGACAAAAACUUCUACUGGUUCACAGAGUUUGUUACAUUCAUUCUUUUUCCUGUACAUAUACAUUUGACUACAUACACACGCACACAUACAUAUCGCCUUACUCUCGACCAGAGAACAUAAACUACGAGGAAAUAGCAUUUCUACAUUUGUGUUUGAAUACUCGAUUAUGUCUCGAUGAUUAGUUUUUUUUCCCAUUUUCUCCUUGUUUCUACUGCAUAAAAAAUUUUUGCUCUUCUCUUCUGCUGUCUUCUUCUUGCUUUUCAUUGUCGCAUUAGCAGCUGGAUAAUUCUAUCGUCUUACAAUUUUAUGGAUUCAUCAGCGAGAUUAAUGAGUAUUUUGGCUAUUGUAUUUUUUUAAUAUCUCUAGCUUGGAUUGUAUUAAUCUUUGGAUUUUACGUAUUGACAUUUUCGGCAGACGUAUCUUUUCGUUUAACGUAUUCGUUAAUUUGUUUUUUUUAUUUAAAUGGCACGGGGAUAGAUGUUUAUAUUGUGUUAUGUUUUGGCUUGUAUUUUAUAAAAAUAGUUCUAUUUCCUUCUUUUUUUAAUACAUAAAGUGCAUCACUAUGUUAAUUCUUGUUUGGAGUAAGAUGACGGUUCGCCUGCUGAACAUUCGUGUAACAAAGUAAUUUGUUUUUAUAUAAAAAAAACUAUAUAUAAUAUAACAAAGGCUAAUUUUGAUCUUGCCUCCUGGCUCGAGAUUCUGGCGCUUGAAUUGUCUAUAAAGUAUAUGUACACUUACAUAAAACACACAAAAAACACACACAGGCGCGCGCGCCGAUACAGGAUCGCAAAAAUUAUUUUGCUACAAAAGAACUCUCCGGGCGUCUCAUACACCGCUGAGAAUUAAAAAUAAAAUACUAAUAUUUAUAGUAUAGACGACCAAAUGAGAGGUGUACAAAAGGGAAUUUGUACAAAUUUGUGAUUGCAAAAAAUUAAUCCCAAUUAGCACGACGCCGUGCUGUGUACUUGUACAUAGAUUAAUAUUAUUUUCCUUUCAGAGAAUCAUAUCUUUCACCCUGUGGGACUCGCUUAAGUUAUUUAUAUAUCUUACUUUAUGCAUAAAUUAUUUAUAAUUAUUUCAUUGGCCAUCCUGCGCUCACACGAAACUCAGCCUAUACUGCGGAAAAUUAAUAACGAUUUCUCGACACGGCCGAACACUCAUUUCGCGAUUCUUAAUGGCACAAAUUUAGAUUUGUGCUGUAAUAAUUGAAUAUUUAUAUCUUAAAUAUGUAGCAUAUUUUAAGGAGUGAAAGAUAUAAAAAAAAAGUUUUGUUUGUGUGCGUGCGUGCGUGAAUAUGUGUGUAUGCGUGUGUGUACAUACACACGUGCACACACAUAUGCAUAUAAUGUAUAAGUGUGACAAUUAAGAUAUUGAUUCUAGGAUAAAGGAGAUACUUUUACACUUGAAUUUACGUUAGUACACGUAUCACGAAACUGUCGCGAUGGGUUACUGACUUGAUAAUAUCCCUUAUUAUGCUUUCAAUUUUUUAUCUUAUAAAUAAUAAUUUUAUUUUUUAAAUAAUAAUUAUAUAUUAAGAGAGAGAAAAUACUUUAACUCAUUACUUGGUAAAUAUACGAAUAACGUACAUUACACUGAGUAUAUUAUUGUUCAUAAUGUUUUCUUCACCAAAAAUAUAAAAUAAUAUUUUUUUACUUAAUCAAAAAGUUCUUCAUCUACUUGCUCGCUUUGUUAUUUUUGUUUUUAAGUGCAAUGCAUUGAUGUUAAUAUUAAUAAAUGUGUACAAGCUCGCCUUCGAAAAUGAAAGUUCGAGACAGUGAUGCAUUGCGACAAAUCGAUCGCAAACGUUAAUAUUUUCUCUACUUGAGUACACAAUAAGAACGUUCUAAGUACAGUUGAUCCAUAGAUUUAGAAAAUCAUCCGACUUGGAGAAGAGAUGAUGGCAAAAUGGCCAAUGUAGAUUUGUGCAUACUAAUUAUCGUCUAAAGAAUACAUACAAUAUCGAGACAGCUUCACAGAUCUUGGUGGGACGUUCUAUACAUUGAAUGUGCCUCAUGUUUGUGACAGUGAAUAUAUUUCUUUCAUUAUAUUCUUCCAGACUUUGUUAUAACGUUUGUAUAUACACGCGAUAAAGGAUCGUAUCCGUAUGCUUUAUUUUAUAAGUUUGUCAUGUUAAUAACAUUAUGAUUCCCGUAUCAGAACAUUAAUAAAAAUAUCAACAUCGUGUUACACUUUCGUUAUAUAUAAAAACCCGCAUUCUUAUUUAUAGAGCUAAAUGUGUGAGUGUGUCAUAUCUUCAUCUCACAUUUAUAUCGCCGCAUCGCAUUGCCGGCAUUUAAAGCCCGUAAAGAGACGAGAAAUAAAAAAAGAUUGGUUUUCUUUUCGGUUGCAACGUUAGAAGAAAAUAAUAUGUUACAACCAUUUAUCCUUUUUUCAUUGCAAUUUAUAAUUUAGCAACAAACAAUAAGUAUACAACGUAAAUGCAGAACAAACUCUUUUAUUAAUUUUUCAAUUAACGAGAUAAAAACAAGAAAAAAAGACAACGCGUUUAUACGUUUGGGUAAUAACGUACGACGAAAGUGUACACAGACAAACAGAUGCGUACGUAAUCUAGUAAUCUGCAGCUGCAGAUGGCAGAUUCGCAAUUUUAUUAUAGAGAACGAUUUAAUUAUAACAAAUGUAUACAAUCGCAUAUAAAUUCUAGUUCCAUAGAAUGUAGGUGCCUAAAAUCACUAAUUAUCCAAGAUAAGAUUAUCAUCAAAUGAGAACCUAUUCCUCGUGAAGAUUUUCCAAAUACUUUCCUAUCUUAGAGACCUUCUUUGAAAGUUUGUUUUCUCACAUUGCAGCUUUUUAGCAAACGGCUAAAUCGGCUUUGAGUAGCUAUAUUCCUCGGUACAGGAAAGGAAGACUCGUACGAACAAAAAAUCUGUAAGAUUUAAAUUAAAUUAAAUUUAAAUUUAUUAUAUUAGAUAAAUUUUUCUUUCGAUCAUACUGGCUAACAUAUGCUAGAUGGUCAGCAAUGGAUAAACUAAAAUCUCUGUUUUUUCAAACGCGAUAUACUGCACGCCGACGGGAUUUGUCAGUCUAAUAAUGCAGCAACCGUUUUUUCCCUUUUUUAGUUUAUCCAUUGCUGACCAUAUAGCAUAUGUUAGCCAGUAUGAUCGAAAGAAAAAUUUAUCUAAUAUAUGAAAUUGUCUGGCGAUUAAUAAUAUUUCAAUUAAAUUUAUUAAUUAAAUUUAAGUUAAAUUCGAUAAAAUUGAUCGCUCAUUGAAGCGAACUGUUAUUUGAAGAAUACCAAAGUAUACGUCUCUAAAAAAGGACUAAAUUAAAAGCAAUCUACAAGCUGCUGCUUUGUGAGGGAAGCUGGGAUCAAUUGUAAUACUUAAAACGUGAAUUAAGCUGUGAAAUUCUCCUCUUAUAAUUGAGCCUAAAAUCCCGUAUCUUUAUUUUUCCGAAGUAGUAAUUAAUGAUGAAACCAGAUGAUCCAUAGAUGCUGAAUAUUGUACAUUACUUGAUAUUUUAAGGUGCCUUCGCUUUGUUUGUUGCAGUAAAGCUAUUUCAAUGAUCAAUCACAAGCCGUUGGUUUACUCAAUACAUAAAUUAAAAUCUUUUAAUA
This is a messenger RNA of Ooceraea biroi (clonal raider ant), 8194 nucleotides long. RefSeq names its product round spermatid basic protein 1-like protein. NCBI's taxonomy places the organism in Eukaryota, Metazoa, Arthropoda, Insecta, Hymenoptera, Formicidae. The record is from RefSeq and is a predicted model, not a curated record. Gene Ontology annotation, cellular component: nucleus.